UUGUAUAAACUUGUUAAAUCAUCUAAACCAACAACAUGUAUGUUAGACCCUAUACCAUCUAAGCUCCUAAAAGAGGUGCUUCCAGAAGUCAUAGGUCCUCUUCUGACUGUUAUUAAUUCUUCAUUGUCAUUAGGAUAUGUCCCCAAAACCUUCAAACUGGCUGUUAUUAAGCCUCUCAUAAAAAAAAAAAAAAAAAACACAACUUGACCCCAAAGAACUUGUUAAUUAUAGACCAAUCUCGAAUCUCCCUUUUCUGUCCAAGAUACUAGAAAAGGUGGUAUCCUCACAAUUAUAUUCCUUCUUAGAGAAAAAUGGUAUAUGUGAGGAUUUCCAGUCAGGAUUUAGACCAUAUCAUAGUACUGAGACUGCUAUCCUUAGAGUUACAAAUGAUCUGCUCUUAUCAUCUGAUCGUGGGUGUAUCUCUCUAUUAGUUUUAUUGGAUCUUAGUGCUGCGUUUGACACAAUUGACCACAGCAUUCUUUUGCAUAGACUUGAACACUUUGUUGGCAACAGUGGAAGUGCAUUAGCAUGGUUUAAAUCGUACUUAUAUGACUGCCAUCAGUUCGUAGCAGUGAAUGAAGAUGUAUCAUAUUGAUCACAAGUGCAGUAUGGAGUACCUCAAGGCUCAGUACUAGGGCCGCUACUCUUCAUGCUUUAUAUUUUACCCUUGGGAGAUAUCAUCAGGAAACAUGGUGGUAGCUUUCACUGUUAUGCUGAUGAUACUCAGCUCUAUAUUUCCUCGCAGCCCGGUGAAACACACCAAUUUGAAAAACUAAUGGAAUGCAUAGUCGAUAUAAAAAAUUGGAUGACGAGUAAUUUCUUACUGCUAAAUUCAGAAAAAACAGAGGUGUUAAUUAUAGGGCCUAAAAACUCUGCUUGUAAUAACCUAGAACACUGUCUAAGACUUGAUGGUUGCUCUGUCAAUUCUUCGUCAUCAGUUAGGAACCUAGGUGUGCUGCUUGAUCGCAAUCUUUCCUUAGAAAGCCACGUUUCUAGCAUUUGUAAAACUGCAUUUUUCCAUCUCAAAAAUAUAUCUAAAUUACGGCCUAUGCUCUCAAUGUCAAAUGCAGAAAUGUUAAUCCAUGCAUUUAUGACUUCAAGGUUAGACUAUUGUAAUGCUUUAUUGGGUGGUUGUUCUGCACGCUUAGUAAACAAACUACAGCUAGUCCAAAAUGCAGCAGCAAGAGUUCUUACAGGAACCAGGAAGUAUGACCAUAUUAGCCCGGUCCUGUCCACACUGCACUGGCUCCCUAUCAAACAUCGUAUAGAUUUUAAAAUAUUGCUUAUUACUUAUAAAGCCCUGAAUUGUUUAGCACCUCAGUAUUUGAAUGAGCUCCUUUUACAUUAUACUCCUCUACGUCCGCUACGUUCUCAAAACUCAGGCAAUUUGAUAAUACCUAGAAUAUCAAAAUCAACUGCGGGCGGCAGAUCCUUUUCCUAUUUGCCGCCUAAACUCUGGAAUAACCUACCUAACAUUGUUCGGCAGACACUUCACACAACCGGAAACACUUCACAUAACACCCUAUGUACUUGCUACAUCAUUAGAAGAAUGGCAUCUACGCUAAUAUUUGUCUGUUUCUCUCUUGUUCCGAGGUCACCGUGGCCACCAGAUCCAGUCUGUAUCCAGAUCAGAGGGUCACUGCAGACACCAGGAUCCAGUACGUAUUCAGUCCAGAUGGUGGAUCAGCACCUAGAAAGGACCUCUACAUCCCUGAAAGACAGCGGAGACCAGGACAACUAGAGCCCCAGAUACAGAUCCCCUGUAAAGACCUUGUCUCAGAGGACCACCAGGACAAGACCACAGGAAACAGAUGAUUCUUCUGCACAAUCUGACUUUGCUGCAGCCUGGAAUUGAACUACUGGUUUCGUCUGGUCAGAGGAGAACUGGCCCCCCAACUGAGCCUGGUUUUUCCCAAGAUUUCUUCUUUGGGCACCACUGGAGGACCAGGAUGUGAAGAGGGUGGCCUGGUGCAUUCUGGGCCGGCUCUUCACAGAUGAGGUGUGUCAUCAGAUCAACUGAAGGUGUUCAUAACAAAAAGCCAAGACCUUGCUUUUCAAUUACAGGUGCUGUGAGGAAAAACACUGACCCGGUCAGCCACGGAUGCAGAGUUCACCAAGCACACAAUCAGGUGUUCAACCUGGCAGCAGAUCGAGCAACGAGGAGACGUGUCCCGCCUCCAUCCACACAAACAGAGUAAAAGAAAUGUUUAAACAAUAAACCAUCUUUUUAUUGAA
This is a messenger RNA of Carassius gibelio (silver crucian carp), 2235 nucleotides long. RefSeq lists its product as uncharacterized. The transcript is spliced from 3 exons. Lineage: Eukaryota; Metazoa; Chordata; Actinopteri; Cypriniformes; Cyprinidae. The coding region runs from base 650 to 1741 and encodes 363 amino acids. The record is from RefSeq and is a predicted model, not a curated record.